Messenger RNA from Clupea harengus (Atlantic herring), 2444 nucleotides. RefSeq names its product solute carrier family 25 member 44b (gene slc25a44b). Gene Ontology annotation, molecular function: branched-chain amino acid transmembrane transporter activity. NCBI's taxonomy places the organism in Eukaryota, Metazoa, Chordata, Actinopteri, Clupeiformes, Clupeidae. Gene Ontology annotation, cellular component: mitochondrion. The record is from RefSeq and is a predicted model, not a curated record. Gene Ontology annotation, biological process: branched-chain amino acid transport; branched-chain amino acid catabolic process.
UUUGACCUUUCACCUUUAGUGGUGUGUCAGGUCAGAGCACAAUCAUUGGUUGUCGGAUCAGCAUGCUAUUCAGAGAGGAAGAGUUGCAUACCUUAUGGUAGCUGGAAUGGUUAAUGUCUCACGAACACAAUGCAGUAACGUGGUCAACAUUGAGAUGGGCUCCGAAUAAAGACGUUGUCACGCGCGACAGUUUGCUGAAAUCUGAUGUGGGGUGCUUCAAGGAGCAAGGAUGCAGCAGAAGAGGAACAUUCAGAUCAUAGAAUGGGAGGACCUGGACAAGAGGAAGUUCUACUCCUUUGGGGUUUUCAUGACCAUGAGCAUUCGGGCCACGGUAUACCCCGCCACCCUCAUCCGCACCAGGCUGCAAGUUCAAAAGGGGAAGUCCCUCUACAAUGGAACACUUGAUGCCUUUGUCAAGAUCGUGCGAGCCGAGGGCGUGAAGGGCCUCUACCGCGGCUUCAUGGUCAACACCUUCACCCUCAUCUCAGGCCAGGCGUACAUCACCACUUAUGAGCUUGUGCGCAAGUAUGUCUCCACCUACUCCACUAACAACGCUUUCAAGUCAUUGGUGGCGGGAGGCUCUGCAUCUCUGGUGGCCCAGAGCAUCACUGUCCCUAUAGAUGUCAUCUCCCAGCAGCUUAUGAUGCAGGGCCAAGGGGAACAUCUGACACGCUUCCGUGUCAAGCCAAAGCUGCCGGGUGCAAAGUACAAAGCCACUUUUGGCCAGACUAGAGACAUUAUCGCCCAGAUCUUCGCAACUGAUGGGCUUCGGGGAUUCUACAGGGGUUACAUGGCAUCGCUCCUCACCUACAUCCCAAACAGUGCUGUCUGGUGGCCUUUCUAUCACUUUUAUGCAGAGCAGCUAUCUAACAUGGCACCUAGUAACUGCCCCCACCUGCUCCUGCAAGCCAUGGCUGGACCCCUCGCUGCAGCUACUGCCUCCACGGUCACAAAUCCAAUGGAUGUUGUCAGAGCCAGAGUCCAGGUUGAAGGCAGGACCUCCAUCAUUGGGACAUUUAAGCAGCUGAUUGCAGAAGAGGGAUUCUGGGGGAUGACUAAAGGCUUGUCCGCCCGCAUCAUAGCCUCCACACCCACAGCGAUAGUCAUGGUGGUCGGCUACGAGACGUUGAAAAGAGUGAGCCUCCGUCCAGAGCUGGUGGAUUCCAGACACUGGUAGUGGAGGUCUCAUAUCCCGUGGGGUUGAGCCUGUACCACCCCAGUAAUGACUCCUCCAUACAACUCAUCCUUUUUCGUCAGUCCGCCUUUUAAAACUUUGUUGCCUUGUGAUAUUUCAUUGUGAGGUGGAGACCAUUUUAACUUUUAUUUGUUUUGAAGGAAGAGGUAGAGAAGCCAUGGUGUUGCAAGCUGAUUUUAAAACACCGUCUACUUCAGUCUCCCCUGACAGACAGUCUGGGUGAUGUGUAGAAUGUGUGCUUCAAUCUCACUCAAUAUUUUCAACCCCUUACCAGCUGUGAAUAUUUUUAAACAAGAAGUAUACCUGAACUAUUCAAAAUUCUAAAUUUACUGCCAGCAAGCAGAUGAAAUGCCAUGAGAUUGUGUUUUAAAAUGACUUGAACAUAAUUGAGUAGUAGAUUUAGAAACUGUACCGUUGUGACAUGUCCUAGAACCCCAUUCCAAAUGUGUGUGUGUAAUAGUGUUGAACUGGGUGUUGAACAUGCCACCAGUCUAGAGUGUUUGCUGUUGUUGUUGUCGCACAAGAAAAGAUGUAUAUUGAAAUGACCAAACAUCAAAUUUGCUGGAGUAGGCAUCUCUUUAAUGGCUUAACUUAACAUUUGAGUAAAAUGACACUAGGAAAGGACUGCAAAAUGGAUUAGACCAAAGAUGGCCUCUUGAGGAAGAAAUCAUGUCCUUUCAUGAGCACUCAAAAAGUUUGUGUGUUUUGUGUGCAAAUUUGUGUGAAUCAACUGGGUGGGUGUGUAUUUCUCUGGAAUCACUGUAAAUAUGAAAGACUUUAGAAAAGAAACCGCCGCUGUCAUGUUCCUGUUCAAGUUAAAGGACACACAGAUUAUUGGCGCAGUUUGCUGUUGUCGCAGACAAAUUGUGUUUGAAUUCCUGUGUUAUUCUUUCCCCCGGCGGAACACAAUGUACAUUUCUCACAUCAGAUCCAUUGUGGCACAAACUGUACCCCCCCCCCCCCCCCCCCCUUAUAAUGUAGAGAUGGUAGUAAAAAAGUGGCCUCUCCUCUCAGUAACUCAUUUCAGCUCUUGGACCAUUUGCAUAGCACCGGGUGUUCAGAUUGGACCUGCGCAUUAAGCAUUGUGUGUUGGAAAUGUCAGGAAGACAAUACAUGAUUGGAAUGAACCGAGUGGAAUGUUGAGCUUCCUACCCCUGCUGUAAUGCUGUUUUUGCCCUCUAGAGGGCGCAGUCAGUGGAAGCUAACCUCAUCGAGGGCUGUGCACUGAACUAAUAAACCUUAAACAAUG